Molecule: messenger RNA, 2710 nt
Organism: Syngnathoides biaculeatus (alligator pipefish)
Lineage: Eukaryota; Metazoa; Chordata; Actinopteri; Syngnathiformes; Syngnathidae
Product: protein transport protein Sec24C
Exons: 18
Coding region: 27-2633 (868 amino acids)
Biological process (GO): COPII-coated vesicle cargo loading; endoplasmic reticulum to Golgi vesicle-mediated transport; intracellular protein transport
Cellular component (GO): COPII vesicle coat; endoplasmic reticulum exit site
Molecular function (GO): SNARE binding; zinc ion binding
Source: RefSeq, a predicted model, not a curated record
UCGCUAACUUGGAUACUGUUUGCUAGAUGCUUGGCCCGGCUGCUGCUCUUCGCGUUCUUAGCGAGCGAAAUAAUUGUGUCACUUCGUCAGCUUUUAUCGAAUUUGAACGUGGAGUUCUGUCAGAAAUUUGCUUCAUUUUUGGAGGUGAAAGGAUUCUCCGCCGUAAUGUCUGCUACUUCCGCCCUUUGCUAAAGACACCCCAAUGUUCUCCACCAGGACCAAAGUCGUCGUGGACCCCUCACAGCGAUCCUCGGGCAGGUUCUGGGCUCGUCAUCACGACCCCCAAUGCAGAUGGAAACCAACAGAAAUCCCCAUCUUCUGAGUCUCGUUAUGGACUCGACCCAUCGCUGCUUCCCAGUGCUGCCAAAGUGAUGGCGGACGACAGGGCUGAGUGGGAAGGGAAGGUUUUUGUCUCUGAGCCUUUUGGCUCACCGCCUCCUUUAGCAACCACUUCCUGCAUCAUGGAGGACAGAGGCAGCGCCAGCCCCCGUGCCAUGCGUUCCACCACAUACUGCUUCCCUCAGGAUGGUCCCACCGCUCUACGGGCCCGUCUGCCCCUGGCCGCUCUUGUUACGCCUCUGGCCAGACAGAACCCACUGGAGGUGAGGUUUGAGAAACGUCUGCCAGUGGUCAUGGAGAACGCUUGCGUGUCUGGAUGUCGCUGGUGCGGAGCGGCCAUGUGUCCCGCCAUGAGCUGGCAAGACUGCGGGGAGAGGUUCCGCUGCCCUUUUUGUGAUAAGCUAACCGAAGUGCCGCGGCAACUUUACCAGCCUACAACCGAGGUGGAUGGCUCCCGACCUGAUUGGGAGCAGAGGCCCGAGCUCCACAUGGGAUCCUACGAAGUCCUCCAUGCCCUCAAGAAUGAAGCAGCGGUGUUGCUUCUCGCCAUUGAUGUGUCGACAGCUGCACUGAGAAGUGGCUAUUUGGAAUUUGUAACGCAACAACUACACACUCUGCUUGAUUCGCUCCACAGAGACGUCCACGUGGGCCUGCUGACGUACGACAAUAGAAUUCAGCUGUACGACCUCAGCAGAUCCCGCCCGCACAUGCUCGUUAUGGCUCAGAGAUCGGAGGAGCUUCAACUUCCUGUCAGGGAGGGGCUAGUACUCCCUCUACGGGAUUGCAGGGACAGUGUCGCCAGCGUGUUGCAGCACAUUCCCCAGUUGAGUCCAGAGUGUGACGACUCGGCCGGCAUCCCCAUGGAGCUUCCGGUUAAAGCAGCACUGGCAAUCCUCCGGACGCUGGCCUGUCCCGGCAAGCUGCUAGUCUUCCACUCGGCUCCAUUCAUAGAAAUGGAAUCACCUUCCGCUGGGAUUUUCGGGGCCAGCAAACCAAAAUCCAUCUUCAAACCCCCAGAGGAAGCUGUCUCAUUGGCUGAGGCUUGUGUUCGCCAGGGUUGUGGAAUUCACCUUUUUGUACUCUCCCCGCAAGACGUGGGGGGGGCCUGGCCAGGCCACGUUCCCUAUCUGACGGGUGGAGCACUGUACGUUUACAAACACUUGCAGGGGGAUUUGGAUCGGGAGCGAUUCUGCCAAAAACUGAGGCGCAUCGUGGAAGCGGAUGUCGGCUACAAGGCAGAGCUCAGCCUGUUUGUUAGCAAAGGCAUGCGGGUUUUGGGCUGCUAUGGGCUCAUUGUGCCCAAGAUGAGUCCCAGCCAGAUCGCUAUGGCAACACUGGACUGGCAAACAACAGUGGCAGUGGAAUUUAUGCACGACGCCUCCGCUCUGGACAAGAUGCGAGGUGUGGCCAUACAGGCUGUCUUGGAAUACAGCACAGAAAGAGGCGAGCGGAGAUCCCGGGUGCACACGCUGAUGCUGCGAAGCUCGGACCACUUGCAGGAGACUUUCUGCCAGUACCAGGCACAGACACUGCUGGCUUUCUACUGCAAAAAGAUGUACUGUGCAGUUUUGGAGCGCCCCCUGCAAGAUCUGCGUGAGGCGCUCCAGUGGGAGCUGACGGAGGCGUUGGCGUCCUACCGCCGUCACGGUUGCUCCGCUUCGGCUUGGGCGUCCUCAGGUCAGCUGGUUCUGCCUCGGGGCCUACGAGCUCUGCCCGUCUAUCUCAACAGUUUGAGAAAGAGCGACGUGCUGCUGCCUGGCCUGCGCACCUCUGUGCAUCGCCGGCUCAGGCUGCGCUGCCAGGUUCUCGGCUUGGACACCGCGGCCUGCGCCACCCAUUUCUACCCCACGCUGAUGCCUCUCCCACUGUCGCUCGCCGGAAACGUGACGAAAGUGGAAGAGGAGGGGGCUCUUCCUUGUUCCGCCGCCAGCCUGCGUCCAGGUGGGAUCUUUUUGCUGCAUGCCCCUAACGCCCUCCUGCUCUGGGUGGGUGCCUGCGUCCCAGCAUGCACCUUGGCGGAGCUCUUCAACGUGAGAUGCUUAAUGUCUCUGCCCUCUGGUGAGACCAAGCUGCCUCUUCUCGACAAUCCCUUGUCAAUCGCUGUUCGAUCCCUCGUCGACGCACUAGACUCGGAGGUCCUGUGUUUACGCCAGCUGCUUCUGGUGAAGCAGGGCGACGCAGGUGAGGAGCUCCUGCAGCACUACUUGGUGGAGGACAAGAGUCCCAACGGCGGCGCGUCAUACGCCGACUUCCUGUACCACCUGCACGUGGCUUCGGUGCGGUUACUUCACUGACGCACAAAGACAGAGAACAAGCCUUUAUUUAUUGACCAUUGUCUUUAUUUAUUUUCAAUUCAUUAUUGGCUCUGUGC